AUGACAUCGUCGCCGUCCACCGAGGCCCUCAUCCUAAAGCUCCACGAAAUCUCGGCCGUCAAAUUCGGCAACUUCAAACUCAAAUCCGGCAUCUCCUCCCCCAUCUACAUAGACCUGCGCCUCAUCGUAUCAUACCCCUCCCUCCUCCUCCAAAUCUCCAAAACCCUAAUCUCCACCGUCCCUUCCUCCACGCGCCAUGACCUCAUCUGCGGCGUCCCCUACACAGCCCUCCCCAUCGCUACCUGCAUCAGCACCUCCCAUGACAUCCCCAUGCUCAUGCGCCGCAAGGAGGUCAAGGACUACGGCACCUCCAAGGCCAUUGAAGGCGUCUUCAAGCCCGACCAGGUCUGCCUCAUCAUUGAGGACUUGGUUACCAGCGGCGAGUCGGUUUUGGAGACCGCCGCCCCUCUACGCGCAGCCGGGUUGAAGGUCCAGGACGCCGUCGUUUUGAUCGACCGGGAACAAGGGGGGAGGGAGAAUUUGGAGGAGAACGGGAUUCGAUUGCACUCGCUGUUUCGGUUGAGCGAGAUGGUUAGGGUUUUGAAGGAGAAGGGGAAGGUUGCGGAGGAGGUGGAGGGCGUUGUGUUGAGGUUUUUGGAGGAGAACCGGAAGGUAACCGCGCCGGCGUUGCCGAAAAAUGUCGAAAAAGUUAAGAUUAGGGGUUUAGGGUUUGAGGAGAGAGCGAAGCUGACGAAGAAUCCGACUGGGAAGAGGCUUUUUGAGGUGAUGGUGAAGAAGCAGAGCAAUUUGAGUCUGGCUGCUGAUGUUGGGAACGCCAAGGAGUUGCUUGAGAUUGCUGAGAAGGUUGGACCUGAAAUAUGUUUAUUGAAAACCCAUGUUGAUAUAUUGCCUGAUUUCACCCCAGAUUUUGGCUCUAAACUUCGCAAGAUUGCAGAGAAACAUAAUUUCUUAAUUUUUGAAGAUCGCAAGUUUGCAGACAUUGGUAAUACAGUAACAAUGCAGUAUGAAGGAGGUAUAUUCCAUAUAUUGGAGUGGGCUGACAUAGUAAAUGCUCACAUAAUCUCUGGUCCUGGGAUAGUCGAUGGACUGAAAUUGAAGGGUUUGCCACGUGGUAGGGGCCUGUUGCUGCUUGCUGAAAUGAGCUCAGCCGGUAACCUUGCCAAGGGAGACUACACAGCUGCUGCAGUGAAGAUUGCCGAAGAGCAUUCUGACUUUGUGAUUGGCUUCAUUUCAGUUAAUCCAGCAUCAUGGCCAGGGGCACCAGUAAAUCCGGCUUUCAUCCAGGCAACCCCUGGAGUGCAACUGGUGACUGGUGGUGAUGCUCUUGGCCAGCAAUAUAACACUCCAAAAUCUGUAAUCUAUGAUAGAGGUAGUGACAUCAUAAUUGUGGGGCGUGGAAUUAUAAAGGCUGCAAACCCUGCUGAGGCAGCCCGCGAAUACCGUCUUCAAGGAUGGGAUGCAUAUCUGGCUAAAUGCAGCAGCAGCUAA
Molecule: messenger RNA, 1449 nt
Organism: Prunus armeniaca (apricot)
Lineage: Eukaryota; Viridiplantae; Streptophyta; Magnoliopsida; Rosales; Rosaceae
Source: the annotation of a GenBank genome assembly